Nothobranchius furzeri (turquoise killifish) is the source of this 12177-nucleotide messenger RNA. RefSeq names its product striated muscle enriched protein kinase a (gene spega). The record is from RefSeq and is a predicted model, not a curated record. Gene Ontology annotation, molecular function: ATP binding; protein kinase activity; protein binding. Gene Ontology annotation, biological process: protein phosphorylation. Lineage: Eukaryota; Metazoa; Chordata; Actinopteri; Cyprinodontiformes; Nothobranchiidae.
GCUGUCCUCUCCAACCUGAGGGAGCAGUAAUGUGGGAGACUGAGAACAUGAGCUAAUUUAAGUGUUCAGAGGCUCAGAAAGGUUAAAAAGGGAGUUUUUAAGAAAUACGUGAAGACAACAGAAGGCGUAAGUAGUUUGACAUUUAGAGGAAAUAACGCGCCUGAGUCUGUACGCGUUGUUCUGGAGGACUGAAGCUGUUGAAAGGGACCAUAGGGGUGGCUGCUAAUGCUUCGUGAUCUGUGCUGGACUUGCACCUUCAUACUUUGCUUGCCAAAAGACACACAGGCAGCAGCUUUAACAAAUGAUCUGAGAUGAAACAUUCGGCUCCAUGGAUCGUGUGACCUCAACUUGGACUUUGGGGGGAUGUCCAAAGGAAUUUCUUUUGGAUUUGGCUCGGAACACAAAGACGCUCCAGGAGCAGAGGUCCAAAUUUAAACACCUCCAGAGGAUUCGGACGUCUUGAGUCUCUUAGAGGAGAUGGUCAAUGACUCGACACAAGUCGAUUAUCAGAUAAAAAGUGGUUUGUAAAUAAGACUAAAAGGAAUUAAGAUGACAGACCGCCCAGUAUCCAGUCCCUGUCCAAACAUCCCAUCCAAGAAGGCCAAACUUACCAGUGACCUUGUUGGUCAAAACAAUGAAGGUAAAACUCCAUCAGCUCCAGUUUUUAUCCGUAAACUUCGCAAAGCUGCAGUGGGAACAGGUUGUGAUAUCCGACUUAUAGUGUCCGUGUCUGGACAUCCUAAACCUUUGAUGAGCUGGUACCACAACGAUGAGCCUCUACCUGUCUCAGAGGCUCAGGACUCUGGAGGGCUGUGGAUCCGGGACUGUCGCACCGCUGAUGCCGGACUCUAUACCUGCGUGGCGACCAACGACCUGGGAGAGGCCAGCUGCAGCGCUGUGCUGGCAGUCAUGGACCUUGGAGAAGACUCUGAGACCACCGAGGAUGAGACCACAGAACCUCAGAUGGAAACCAAAGAGGGGCUCGGGAGGCACCAGGACAAAACUGGACGGAAAGGAGUCCCAGGUGAGGGAGGAAGGAUGAUGGACUACAAUCCUGACACUUCGGAUCGCAGGGCCACCCUCCCUGGGACCUACGACCCUGUGGUGGAGCGGGAGCUUCGCGCUCUUGGUUCUCGUCCUCCGGGGCCACAUUUGGACCCUACAGACUCAGCCAGGACUCAAACUGGUAAUGAAUCUCUGAGGCUGUCCUCUGGAGACCCCUCUUCUCAGCCACCUUUGGUUGUAGGUAAAAAGAAGAUCAGUCCUCAAAAACAAGAGCACGAUGAAGCAAAAUCUUCAGACCAACAAGAUUGUAAGAACCCCCAGUCAUCUGGCGGUGACAACAUCAUGACGCCCAAAAUGGCUCGUGCAGGACCUAAAAUCUUCGACAAGGUUCGGGCUUUUGAGGAGAGAAGGAGGAGUGUGGAUCUCCCAGGUGGAACAGUUUCCAGUAACUUGGAUAACAGUGGAGGGAAGAUAGGAGUCAAAGAGGUGGGUGUAUCCCAAAAGAGGGCAGCAUUCCAACAACGGGCUUCCUCCCUGGAAGACCAGACGAGUUACUCUCAGAGGGUUCAGAACUACCAGAACAAGUUUGCAGAGGAGCUCCAGAGAAUCAAGAAGCUUGUAGGGAAGUCGAGCUUGAAGAAGGCCUUUUCUACUGAGCAGCUGUCUCAGAAAGACUGUCUGAAACCUGGGAAAGUUGAGCCCAUUCCUCGCCAAGUGGUGCAGAAGUUAGAGGCGAGGGAGCGAGCUCUGGAGGAAGGGAGAGUUGGAGGCAGAGGUUCAGGGAAUCAAAGGAGCAAGCCUGAAAAGGAUAGCAUGACGCUGAUGGUGGACGACUCUUCGUGGCGAGGGAAAAACGUUGUUACUGUGGAAACGGCACCCGUUAAACAGUUACCAGGAGAACCAACAGCAACAAGGACAAGCUUCAACAGCAAAACAUCAGAACAUCUGGGAACACGCCCAGAAACAGACAAGACGGAAAACAAACCAGAGGAACGAGCUUCCCCAGUUACCGGAACCGAACAAUCCAAACCAUCACGAAGGACCCCGUCUCCUGCUCCAUCAGUCAGCCCUGUGCUAAAAAAGAGAAGGGCAGAGGCGGCCUUGCAAGCGAACACUCCCACAAUCCUAGUGGAGGAUGAGCACAUGGCAGAGGACCGUGGUGCAAACAAGAGCAAGAGAACGGAUGAAAGAGUUCGCAAAACCAGAAAAGGUGUCCCGAAACAGUCCAAAUCUCCAGGGGAAGGUGGAUCAUCUGAUGACUCCUGCAUGUCGGCUGAUGAGGAGCCAGUGGAGGGCCCCGUGUUUGAGAAGCCUCUCCAGGACACCACAGCCUCAUGUGGCUCUGAGAUCACGCUGACAUGCAUCAUCGCCGGCAGCCCGGCUCCUACAGUGACAUGGAGGAAGAAUAAUGUGGCGCUACGGAGCGAUGCCUUCUAUGUUGUUAAGUCUGAGGGCAAGCAGCACAGCCUGGUGAUAAAGGAGAUGAGGCGGCACAAUGCGGGAUCGUACUGCGUCACAGCUGUCAACGCAGCAGGGAGCGCGUCCUGCAGCGCCGCCGUCUACAUUCAGUCAGAGCCAAUCCACCUUCGACAUGGAAAACCAGCUGUAUCUGUGGAAGUGAGCAGUCCGGUCCAGUCGGAUGAGGAGAAUCUCAGCCCUCAGGAGGAGGCGAUGGAGGUCGGAGGCUCGUCGUCUCUGAGUCCAGGUCUUCACUUUAAAGAACCUCCAUCCUUUCAGGUGACGCCAUUCGACCAGGGAGUAACUGAGGGCCAGGAUGUGGUUUUAUCAGCUAAAGUCAGAGGGCAGCCCAAACCCACGGUGUUGUGGCUGAAGGACUCCGCUACGGUGAGAACGGGAGGUCGUUUCACUGUGAGAGAGGCUGAAGAUGGCUCCUUUGAGAUGAGAAUCAGCUCAGCCCAGAAGUCUGACUCUGGGCUUUAUGUUUGUAAGCUCCUGAGCGAGUGUGGAACCAAGCAGGCAGAGUGCCGGCUGGAGGUCCUAGAACACGUAAACCUAAAAAUCACCAGAGAGGUACAAAACGUGUUGGUGAAGGCUGGAGAGUCAGCCAUGUUUGAGUGCGACAUCACUGGACCUCCAGAUGUGGAUGUUGAUUGGCUGUCUAAUGGGAAGCUCAUCCAGCCAGCGCUGCUUAACUGCAAGAUGCAUUUUGAUGGAAAGAGGUGUCGUCUCAUGCUGAAUUCUGUCCAUGAGGAUGACAGUGGGAUGUACACCUGUAAGCUGAGCACAGCUAAAGAGGAGUUGACUUCAAGUGCAAAUCUGAGAGUCACUCCUUCCAGGGAGCCAUUGUUCACCCGCAAGCUGGAUGUCCUGGAGGUCACUGAAGGUCGCACUGCACGGUUUGACUGUAAGGUGAGCGGCUCACCUGCUCCGCGGGUCACAUGGAUGCACUACGAGGCACGAGUGGAGGAGAGUGAUAACGUCCGCAUCUUUCAGGAGGGGGGGCGCCACUCACUUGUCAUCAGCCAUGUCAGCAGCGACACAGAGGGCUUUUACACAGCGAUUGCUCAGAAUGUUCAUGGAAAGUCUGAAAGCACCGCUGAGCUGUACGUGCAAGAAGCCAGAGCCGCCAUCUCUUCCCACAUGGCCAAGCUAGAGAAGAUGCCAUCCAUCCCCGAGGAGCCUGAAACGCUUGAAAGCGAGCCAGAGAGGAGGACCAUGCCAGACUUUGUCAAACCUCUGGCAGACGUGGAAGUGGUUGCAGGCAAGGAGGCAGUACUGAAGUGUAAAGUAGAAGGCCUGCCAUACCCCACCAUCUCCUGGUACCACAACGGGAAACGCAUCGAGAGCAGCGAGGAACGCAAAAUGACUCAGUACAGGGAUGUCCAUAAUCUGGUCAUUCGGAGCACUUGUCAUGGCCACAGCGGCGUCUACAAGGCUGUUAUCGCUAACAAAGUUGGAAAAUCCGCCUGCUACGCUCAUCUCUACGUGACAGAUAUCGUUCCCGACCCUCCCGAUGGUCCUCCGGUGAUUGAGGCCAUCUCUGGGAAAACUAUAACCCUCAGCUGGAAGCCUCCAAAGAAGCUCGACUGUUCAUUAGAUUCCAGCUCCUUGCUCUAUGUGGUCCAACAGCAGUCCCUGGGCUCAAUCCAGUGGUCUGUGGUGGCAUCCAACCUGAAGGAGACCCAUCACACCGUCACCUCUCUGUCCAAGGGAGUCCGUUACGCUUUCAGAGUCUUGACUUCAACCGGGAAGACACUGAGUAAACCAUCAGUCCCCACUGAUCUGGUCCAGCUGUUGGACAGAGGGCCAUAUUUAAGGAAAGCUCCAGUUAUUUUGGAAAAACCUGACAUUGUGUAUGUGGUGGAGAACCAGCCGGCAAACAUCACCAUCACACUGAAUCAUGUACAUGCAGCCGUCACGUGGAAAAGGAGGGGGGCAGUGUUGGUCAGCAGACCAGGAAUGUAUGACAUGAGCAUGCCAGACGAUGAUCAGCACUCCCUGAGGAUACAGCGGGUCAAGAGUGCUGACAUAGGUCAGCUCGUGGUCACAGCCAGCAACCAGUUUGGUAGUGACCUCUGCACCCUUCAGUUGGCCAUGGCAGUUGCUCCAAAGUUUGAAACCAUCAUGGAAGACGUGGAUGUUCAUGUUGGGGAAACAUCUCGUCUGGCUGUUGUGGUUGAAGGGAAACCAGAUCCAGACAUUCUGUGGUUUAAGGACGAGCUCCUUCUCUCCGAGAGUAGCUUCUUCACUUUUGUGUACGAUGAUCCUGAAUAUUCCCUCGUCAUCCUCAACGCUCAACCCGAACACUCGGGUGUGUACACCUGCACCGCAAAGAAUGUGGCUGGCUCCAACUCCUGCAAGGCUGAGCUCACAGUUUCUACAGGAGAAAAGGAGGCAGUAGAGCCAAUGGAGGAUGAAGGGACCAUUCUGAGGAAGAUGAGGCGUUUGACGGAUUACUACGAUAUCCACAAAGAGAUAGGAAGGGGAGCCUUCUCCUAUGUGAAGAGAGUCACGCUUAAGGAAGGGAAGACUGAAUUUGCAGCCAAAUUCAUUUCAGCUCGAGGAAAAAGAAAAGCCUCAGCCCUUAGAGAGAUGGAGCUGCUCUCUGAGCUGGACAACGAGAAGAUUCUCUACUUUCACGACGCCUUUGAGAAGAAGAAUGUGGUGGUGCUCAUUACAGAGCUAUGUCACGAGGAGCUGCUGGAUAGGAUGGCCAAGAAAACAACCGUUAUGGAGCGGGAGAUUCGCAAUUCUGUUCAGCAGAUUCUGGAGGGUCUUCGUUAUCUGCACCAAAACAGUAUCGUUCACCUCGAUGUAAAGCCUGAAAACAUUUUAAUGGCAGCUCCAGGAAGUGACCAUAUCCGUAUUUGUGACUUUGGAAAUGCCAUAAAAUUGGAUGCGUCAGAGGAGUACUACUGCAAAUAUGGCACACCAGAGUAUGUUGCUCCAGAGAUUGUAAACCAAACUCCAGUUUCCACAGCAACAGACAUAUGGUCUGUUGGUGUCAUUGCUUACCUCUGUCUUACUGGGGUGUCUCCCUUUGCUGGUGAGAACGACAGAGCCACCGCCCUAAACAUCCGCAACUACAAUGUGGCUUUUGAGGAGAGCAUGUUCUUGGACCUCUGCAAAGAAGCAAAGGGAUUUGUCAUCAAGUUUUUGGUGGUGGACAGACUGAGACCGAGCGCCACUGAAUGCCUCCGUCAUCCUUGGUUUAAGUCAACAACGAAUAAGAGCAUCAGCACAGCUUCGCUAAAGGAGGUCCUAUCUAGGAGGCGUUGGCAGCGCUCUCUCAUCAGCUACAAAUCCAAAAUGGUAAUGAGGUCCAUCCCAGAGCUUCUGAGUGACUCAUCCACCCAUGUUUCCAUUGCCGUGGCCCGGCAUUUGAAAGAAGGCUCCCCGGCACCCUCGUCGUCCUCUGACUCAGACGUAGAUGCGGAUGAGCUUCCCUUUGUUCCCAUGCCCCUGUCCAUGGUCUUCUCUGGUUCCAGGAUCUCCCUUAAUGAGAUCCCAGUGGAUGAAGUUGAUCUCCCUAAUAGUAGGAAGGAAAGGGACCUCAUGGGUGAUGAAAGAGGGGCUAAUACAAGCGAAUCAGAUAAAACUCCAAAUGAGGAGACAUUAGGCAAAUAUGAACGAGAUGCUCUUAAAAAAGGAUCAAGUGUUGAGUCCAACGAAUCACAGACAAGACCAAGACGGGCUACCAUGAGGAGAGGCAGCUCUGCUGAUUCGGCACUGCUUCUCCAAGUAUACACAGACAAGGAAAAUGCAAAUGAGGACUUGGAGACAAGUAGCAAGAGUCUGAAAAAGGCUGUUUCUAUGGAGCUGCCAAACCGCAGCUCAAGCCCUGGGGCUACAAAGUUAAGUCAGGAGGAAUAUGCCCUCAAACUGGAGCUGAUGAGGCAGCGACUGCUAAGAGGGGGAAAUAUUGAUAAAAAGAUGAGCGGGCUGCGGGGGCCUUUGUUUGAAACGCUUGGCAUGGAUGACGAGAGCCAAACUAGAUCCCUUGAUCGAAAUUUGAGAAGAUCUAGAGCAGGGCCAUCAAUGCUCGCCCGAGCAGCGUCAUCCGAGAGUUCAGGAGAGGACACACCAAAGACCAACAUUUUCCGCAAAACUGUCUCCUUCACUCAGGGAGAUUCUGAGCCCAUGCCCUUGCACCGUAGAUUUGGAGCCCCCUUGGAGAUCCCAUCUGCCUGCAGUGCAAACAUAGAAGGGAAGGCACUUCAAGAGGCGACUUCAAUGUCUGCGCUGAUGGAACAAACAACAUUAGAGUCCUUAUCUUCCUCACAGAGAGAGGAAACUUCCUUUGUAUUCCCAACAGAACCAAAACUGGACCAACACAUACACCAGAACAAUGUGAAACAUGACAAUGUAGAGGGAACAGACCAAAGGACCAAAUCUCAACUAGAAAAGAGAGGUAGAGCAGAAUCUGAAUCCAAACCUGUUAUAGUGGAAGAUGAAGAGAAGAACCAUGGCAAGGGUGAGAAAGAGAAUGGCACAAAGUCUACCGGUACAUCUGCAUCGCCCGAGCAUCCAGCUGUGUUUGCCAAAAUAGCAACUAGUGACCAAGCUCCUGCUUCCGUUUCCCUUUCAUCUAGCUCCAAUCUUCCUACCGUCCCCCGUCAUCCAGUGCUCAGAACAGACAUCAAAGACAUCGAUUCAGAGGAAGUCUUUGAAGCCAGGUUUAAGAAGCGGGAGUCGUCUUUGACCCGUGGCCUCCGCAAACUGACCAGGAACAAAUCAGAUGAGAAAUCACCCAUAUUGAGCCGUAAAGAGGUUGAAGGUGGUGAAGAAAUUUACAGGCCAGGACCGAGGGGGGCGCCUCUGGAAAUGGUACCCAGAGUACUAUCGGAAAAAUCCAAAUCCGUUCAAGAUUUAAGAGAAGUGGAUCGAGAAGCGGGCCUUGGUCUGAUUGGGAGGCUGUCUUUGCGAGCGAAGAAAUCAACAUCCACCGAGAAGAAAGGUGAGAAACCAAAUGGGGGAAAGCAACAGAAUGUUCAAGAAGCUGCCAUAAAUAAGAGGGUUUCCUGGGCCGUUGGUCGGAGUAAGUCUCUGGAUACAACAGAUCUGAGUAGUUCCAAGACACGGAGGCAAGUGGAUGAACUCGAGCAAGAGAAGGCAGAGGAAUCAUCAGUUUCUUCCAUGAGGCGCAAGUUUGAGUCUAAAGUGGCAGGCAUCUCAGCCAAAAUAAGGAGUCAGUCAGAGGAGAGGAAAGCCAAAGAAGGUGGGGGGAGUCACAAAGACCUAAAGGAUCUCAAAAAGGUCUUAGAAUCUCCUGUUCUGGUGAUGCGUCAACGAUUUGAGAGCAAAGUUUCCAAAGUGCGCAGUCAGUCUAAAGACAGAACAGUAGAUGAAGAGGUUAUAAGUACCCCUCCCUUUCCUCGGCAUCGUCGUUCCCAUUCUGAGGGACGUGAACUCAAACAAAUGGGUAUCCCUGAGAACCAGCUCGCAAAACAAACCAGUGCUAGAGCUUCCAAAGAAUCCAUUGAGUCCACAUCCAGCAUCCAGUCUGAUCGGGCCUCAGAGAGCGACAGGCGAUCACGGUGGGACAAAUGGGGCUUGACCAGGGCCAAGAGGGACAAAACUCCUUUGCGGUCGGAUUUACCCUCAACUAUACCCAAGGAAGAAGGUUCAACAAAGGGUCAAGGCUUCAUCCGCUCUGCCUCAGAUUUUGCUCCAGUGUUCCACAUAAAGCUAAAAGACCACAUCUUGUUGGAGGGAGAAUCUGUGACCCUGAGCUGCCUCCCAGCAGCCAGUCCACACCCCCAAAUCACAUGGAUGAAAGAUCGGAAACCACUGGAGGUGACAGAAGACCGGCUCAAGCUGGUCUCCCACACCGAUGGAAGACAGCUCCUUACCAUACAGAAAUCCAGCCAUAGGGACGCUGGAGUUUAUGAAUGUGUAGCAACCAACCCCAUUGCCACUAUCACCACCUCCUGCACACUCUGCCUUGCCUUGAUGCCUAAGCGGCCAGGAACCCCUGAAGUAGCGCAGACUUACAACAACACGGCUCUGGUGUUGUGGAAGCCAGCAGACACCAAAUCUCCUUGCAGCUACUCUCUGGAAAGGAAAACAGAAGGUGAUUCUCAUUGGGUGACUGUUGUCACCGGAAUAGUGGACUGCUACUACAAUGUCACUGACCUGCCACCAGGUGGCGUCAUAAGGUUUAGAGUGUCCUGUGUCAACAAGGCUGGACAAGGUCCAUACAGCAGCUGCUCUGCUCCAGUCAGCCUGGACUCUACAGCUGGAGGAGCUUUCCCUCCUGUUGCUGUAGUGAAGACAGUCCCAGCCCCUCCUGAGCUGGUGAAAGUCCCUCAGAUCAAACCAGAUGACCGAACAGACUCCAGCAUCACAUCCACCUCCUCUUCUCCAGCUCCUUCAGAAACUGCAUCCAAAGCAGUCGUGACCACACCCCCUCCAACUUCUCCAACCCCAGAAAUACAAUCAUCUUCGGAAGACACUCGAAAAACUUGCACCACCCUUCCUUCAGCCCCUCAAAUGAAACCCCUCCCAUCAUUUGAUGUCCCCAAACCCCAAAGUCCAGUCAACGUGGUGACCCCAAUGACCCAGACCCCACCCGUAUCACCACCUCCUUUUGUGACUCAACCCUCCACCCCAAUGAAACCCUCUGUGACCUCGGUGCCCACCUAUGUUCCCACGACUACCGCCACAGCUCGUGUUGCUCCGACUCCGUUGUCCUCCCCGCAAGUGCUCCAGAGCUCCAGCCUGAGCCCCAUGGGAGAGAGGCCGAGUACACCCACCAGAGGAACUCCAUCAGGGCGCACCACACCAACCACUGCACUACGACAGGGGGUUCCACAAAAGCCAUACACUUUCUUGGAUGAAAAAGCCAGGGGUCGUUUUGGGGUCAUUCGUGAAUGCAGGGAGAACGCAACUGGGAAACUCUACAUGGCAAAAAUCAUUCCCUAUAGUUUGGACACCAAGCAGGACAUGCUGAAGGAGUAUGAAAUCCUUAAGUCCCUUCAUAAUGAAAAGAUCAUGGCCUUGCAUGAGGCCUAUGUCACCCCCCGCUACCUGGUUCUGGUGGCAGAGUACUGCACAGGCAAAGAGCUGCUGUACAGUCUCACAGACAGGUUCCGCUACUCCGAGGAUGACGUGGUUGGCUAUUUGGUUCAGAUUCUUCAGGCUGUCGAGUACCUCCACAACCACCGCAUCCUCCACUUAGACCUGAAGCCCGAUAACAUCAUGGUGACUAACCUCAAUGCCGUUAAGAUUGUGGACUUCGGCAGCGCCCAGAGCUUUAACCCCCUCAACCUGAAGCCCCAGAACUCUGUGUCGGGAACACUGGAGUACAUGGCUCCUGAGAUGGUAAAAGGUGACGUUGUUGGUCCUCCAGCUGAUAUCUGGACUGUUGGAGUUGUUACGUACAUCAUGCUUAGUGGCCGACUGCCCUUUGAAGACAAAAACCCUCAACAGGUUGAGUCUAAAGUCCUGAUGGCCAAGAUGGACCCAACUAAACUUUACCCAAAUGUUUCCCAAAGUGCCUCAACCUUUCUCAAGAAGAUGUUGAGCAGUUACCCUUGGGCCCGUCCCACUACGCGUGACUGCUUCACGCAGGCCUGGCUGCAAGACUCGUACCUGAUGAAGCUCAGGAGACAGACUCUCACUUUCACCUCCAGCCAGAUCAAAGAAUUCCUGGUGGAGCAACAGAGCCGCCGCACGGAGAGUGCCACCAAGCACAAGGUGCUCCUGCGCACCUACCAGGGCUCGCCUCAGUCUCCUUCAUCCGGGACAGCACCGCAGGUUCCUGCCCUAAAGUGAGACGAUGGCGAAAACACUUAGAAACCACGUCUGUGAACCAGAUCUGGACACAUCUGCUGGGCUAACAUAACCGGAUUCUGAGAAGGAAUCUAAAACACAAACCACACUGGUGUUUCUUUAAGUCUGUAAAGUUCAGGAACUUCUCCAAACAACUGAAACUGAUUGCACAGUCUCUCUGACACAUUAUUUGUUUUGAAAAUCUACAUUUGUAUUUGGUUUGUAUAAAUAUGCACGACUAGAAGCACUGACACAAGAGUCGGUGAUCUCUCCGAUACCAUGUCUGUUCAUAAAAAUGUUUCAGCAGAGCAGUACCAGCAGCAUGACGUUCACCUUUUCAGGUGGAGAAGAAGCGAGGUGACGCGUUAUGGUGCCUGGAUGCUGUAGGAGAAUUGGGCAGCCUGUGAGUGCUUUGGGAUGAGUAACGAUGUGCGCUUUUAAGUCAGAAUUUCCAAAAUUCCAAGAAAAGGUCUCUGGAUUUAGUUUCUACUUUGAAAAGGAGCCACUAGAGAGGCUAAAGAUAGCAACAAAGUCACUAUUUCUGCAAAUUUUGCAGUCGAUUAGCAAAAGAGGAAGGGCGAAGGCACCACUGACAGCCUGGCAAGCCAUCCUUUGUAUGUGAAUAUAUAGAAUUUGGUCAAGUUCUCUAGGCUACGCCAUUGAGGUAUUUUAAACGAAUAAUGGUGACAAAAGUGAAAAAGAUCUACAUGAUGCUACAUUUGCUAACAGCAAGAAACAUCUAAGAAGUGUAAUGACGUUUAUUUGCACCCAUAUCAGUACUCAGUAUUGGCAAGUCCACCAAAGCAAAUAUUGGUGCAUUUCUGUUUGAAUCAGAUACAUUUGUUAUUGUUUAAAGCUGCUAAUUUUCUUCUGCAUUUAGCCCAAUUUAUCACCAAAUAUUGUAUUAUUUUCCUUGAGAAAUGUUUACUUUUUUCAUGUUAAUUUAUUUGCGUGUGUGUGUGUGUGUGUGUGUGUGUGUGUGUGUGUGUGUGUGUGUGUGUGUGUGUGUGUGCCCAAACGUUUUGGCUCACUUUUGAAAUUAAUAGGGAGAAAAUAAAUGAAAUAAGAACAUGUUUGUAACUGAUGUGGAGUCAGAUUUUUUGGAUAGGACUUUGUCUUGUUCUGUGAUCAAGCCUGACUAAUAGAAGUAAGAGAAGCAGUUUGUAAUGUAGAUUUGCUGUGGUUUGUCAGUUUUACACAUCGGUUGGUCUGGUUGCUCUAAUCACCAUCAUCCAGUUAGUGCCUCGGAUUAUAAUCUGACAUUUGUGUCUCUGAAGUAAAGUCUUGAUGAUUCACACAUAAACCAACAUGGGGUCUUUGUAAAAUGAGAGUGUCUUCUGUAUUACCCCUUCACAGUGUUCCUUUUGUAUGAAUUUGGAUGGUUGACGAUUUGCAAAUGUACCAAUUUGCUGUGUUUAUAUGUGAGAAAAGAUGAACAUGCUUUCAUGAGAUGGUAUGUAAUAAACUAUUGAUACCUUUGGGAAUAGUAACAUGUUUCAAACAUGUUGUCUUCAGUUGACUGGAUGGGAUUUAUUGAAACUAUUUAAAAACUUAAGUAUUGAGGCCUUGUUGCCAUUCUUGUAAAAAAAUUUUAAAAAAUAAGUAUGAGGAGUUAAUUUGCAAAAGCAGAUUGAAGUCACCAAACUUUAUUUUGACUGAUGUCACCUGAAGUAAGUAAUAAAAAGAUGCUUUUUGAAAAUGUUUUUAUAAAAACUGAGGUUUCUGUUUUUGCAAAUGAACUAUUUCUAUGAUUUUAUUACAAGCUACAAAUGCUCAGAUGAGUAAACAUUUCAAUUUCACACAAGGAAAAACUAAUGUAAUCAAAACUCUAAAGAAACAGCAACAAAAUGUCUGUUUAACAUUGAUGUAAAGUGACCAAACCCAAUGUAAGACCCAAAAUAAACCAAUAAAUUGGAUUUUUGAGGGACAACAAUGAAA